UUGAGUUUUGGGCUGACAAAUUAAACAAUGAAAUCCUUCCCCUUCCUCCUCACACUGGUUGUCUUAAUUAUAUCAGCCUCUGCCUCUGCCUCUUCUCCGCUCUUUAGCACAUUGGCAGGGACAUCACCUCUUGAUAAUCUCCUACCCUUCAACUACUACCACCAGAGCUGUCCAACGCUUGAAGAAAUUAUCAACAAAAAAGUCAAGGAAUGGGUUGCAAAGGAUUACACUCUUGCCGCUAGCCUCUUGAGGUUGCAUUUUCAUGACUGCGCUGUCACGGGCUGCGAUGCUUCCAUUCUUUUAAACCACGAGGGAAGUGAGAGGAGAGCCGAGGCCAGCAAAACAUUGAGAGGAUUUCAAGUGAUAGACGACAUUAAGGCGGAGGUGGAGAAACUGUACCCAGCAACAGUUUCUUGCGCAGACAUUCUGACGGCCGCCACCAGGGAUGCCACUGUCUUACUUGGAGGUCCAUACUGGAUGGUUCACUACGGCAGGAAAGAUUCCCGAGUUUCAAAUGCAAAAGAUGCUGACAUGGUGCCUCAUGGCCGCGAAAGCAUUACCACUCUGAUUGAGUUCUUCCAAUCUCGGGGUCUGAAUGUCAUUGAUUUGGUUGUUCUCUCAGGAGCACACACCAUUGGAAGGACAGCGUGCGAUUCAAUUCAACACCGGGUGCAUGGCUUGAAUGGAACUGGCAUGCCUACUCCUAAUCCACCGAUUGAUGAUCACUAUCUGGACUUCUUGCAAAGAAAAUGCAGAUCAUGUGCACCAGACUCAGAGUCUAAUUACGUUGAUCUUGAUGCUACAACCCCAACCACAUUUGAUGCCCAGUUUUAUGCGAAUCUUCAGAAGAAGAUGGGACUCUUAUCCACAGAUCAAAUGCUAUAUUCUGAUUCAAGGACUAGACCUAUCGUUAACACAUUAAUCCAGGACCCUUCCAUUUUCAGAAACCAGUUUUGGGUCUCCAUGGUAAAGCUUGGAAAUAUUCAGGUCCUCUCUGGUCAGAAUGAAGGCGAAAUUCGAACCAACUGCAGUGUCGUCAACUCUUAUUGA
This is a messenger RNA of Theobroma umbraticum, 1050 nucleotides long. RefSeq names its product Peroxidase superfamily protein. NCBI's taxonomy places the organism in Eukaryota, Viridiplantae, Streptophyta, Magnoliopsida, Malvales, Malvaceae. Gene Ontology annotation, biological process: hydrogen peroxide catabolic process; response to oxidative stress. Gene Ontology annotation, molecular function: peroxidase activity; heme binding. The record is from RefSeq and is a predicted model, not a curated record.